AUGUACUCUGUGAACCCAGCUCAAGCCCAUCCAGACCAGAACCUGAUGGCCUUCCAACACAAAUUGGGGAUUGAUUUUUACACUGUAACACCCAUCCUGGAAGGAGAGGAACUUCUGACCUGGGACACUCGUGACAUCUCCAGGAAUAUCCCCUCUCUGCAGUCGAGGGAACUGGCAGAUCAACUAGACUCAAUAGAUUUUCGGUUAGACCACCAGGAUGGUCGACUACCACAGAAUAGCUCCAAAGAAGACCAGAAAUGCACAUCGUUUUCCAUGAAAAGGGGCAAAAAUGGUGAAAGGGAAGAAAGCAUUGAUGCUGAAGAACUAGAACAAGGCAUGCCACAAAGGAGGACAUCAGGAAAUCAAAAUGUGGGUUCAAGGACAGAGGCACCAUUCAUGGACACAGUCAAAGAGCAUCCCACAAUGCUCAACUCUUCUCACAAUGCAUCUAGGGAGGAAGUGGCCUAUGAGAGAUCUGUACUUCCACACCAAAGCAACAUGGCUCCAGAAAAACAGUAUGGCCCCAAUUACUACCCAUACAGCCCAACUACUUCACAACAGAAGAAGCUUCAUCUUCAUCUCAGCAACCUCUAUUCUUCCUACUCAGGGUGCCCACCAAUGGGCAGCAUGCCCCAAAACUACCAUUAUGCUCAUAGUGCCAUCACUACCCACUACCCCAGGUUCGCAAUGAUCCCUCAAACCUUCUCCUUUCCAUCAGGACUGCCACUGACCAAUCUUGGAGAAAUUACACCUUUACACUUAUUCAGCCAGAAUGUCCUAGAGAAACAAAGAUGUCCAUAUCCUGGGAUGUAUCGAACUGUUUACCUACCCAGCUUGCCGCAAGAUUCCAAUAGAUCACAGAAUCCCUUUUCCUCUCUUCACACCUUUCCAUCUGUGGGCUCUUCCAAUGGAUACCCCACCCAUUCAUGUGACUCUGUAGUCCAGCAAGUGAGGACAACCUCUCAAUUUCUCCACCAGGCUGAGGUUGAGAAUCUCAGUAUGCCAAAGACCUGCCCAUCAGCAUCUCAAGAAAGGAGCACCUCCACGCCAUAUCCUCUGAAGAGGAAGAAUGGCAAAAUCGAAUAUGAGUGCAACAUCUGUGCCAAGAGCUUUGGGCAGCUUUCCAACCUGACGGUCCACCUGAGAAUACAUAGCGGCGAGAGGCCUUUUCAGUGCUGGAUUUGUAAAAAACGCUUCACCCAACUGGCUCACCUGCGAAAGCACCAUCUGGUACAUACAGGCGAAAAGCCACACAAAUGCCUGGUCUGCAGCAAAGGUUUCAGCAGCUCCAGCAACCUUAAAACCCACAUGCGCCUCCAUUCGGGGCUGAAGCCCUACGCAUGCUGCUUAUGCAAUAACCGCUUCACCCAGCAUGCCCACCUCAAGCUACACCAGCAUCUUCACGGACGCCGACACCGGCACCAGUGCCCCAGCUGCCUCAAGACCUACAUCCACCUGGUUAGCUUGGAGGUCCACCGCAAAGGAUAUUGCCCACUUGCUCCAGUUGCCAACUGCUCCACUGCCCAGUUCUGCUACUUCAGCAACAUGAUCGACCGCUUUGACCUCACUCUGGAUGCUGAUCGUCUGGAAGAAGGAGAGCCUGACCCUGUCAGGGCUGCUCUGCUACUGGAAGCCAUCCUUUGGAGGGACAUGGUGGCCGCAAGCCAGGACAAAACCUUCUGA
This is a messenger RNA of Sceloporus undulatus (fence lizard), 1683 nucleotides long. RefSeq names its product zinc finger protein 683 (gene ZNF683). Gene Ontology annotation, biological process: cell fate commitment; regulation of transcription by RNA polymerase II. NCBI's taxonomy places the organism in Eukaryota, Metazoa, Chordata, Lepidosauria, Squamata, Phrynosomatidae. The record is from RefSeq and is a predicted model, not a curated record. Gene Ontology annotation, cellular component: nucleus; cytoplasm. The coding region runs from base 1 to 1683 and encodes 560 amino acids. The transcript is spliced from 4 exons. Gene Ontology annotation, molecular function: DNA-binding transcription factor activity; RNA polymerase II cis-regulatory region sequence-specific DNA binding; histone deacetylase binding.